AUGAUUCAUCCUUACCACCCUCAACACCCUCUCACUUUCACCUUUCUAAAUUACGAAACUGGGAUCAUGGCCGACACCAGUUUCCGUGAAUUCUAUCACGUUCUAGUUCUUUUGAACUGGAUUUGUCUGAAUACCUCAAAAGUAUUCGGCCAAAAUCCAAUAUUAUGUUUGAUAAAUGCACUUGGUGUCGAAAUCUCGGCGAGUGGUUCUAUCGUUGUUCUAUAUGUAACUUUUCCUUGGAUCUCCCUGUUCCAAAACAUUCCACCUCUUGCAAUCCAAAAUCCAAAAAGCCAUCACCAUUCACUCGCCUUGUUUCCUCGACCACUCUCUUUCCCUUGUGAUGCUUGUGGGUUGAUCAACGUCUUGGAACCAAGUUAUGCAUGUUACCUGUGUAACUACGUGGUUCACAAGACUGUUGAUUUACCCCGAGUUAUAAAGAUCACGCGUCACCCUCAUCGACUCUCUCACACUCCUUAUCUUCCUACCAAAGUUUCCUCUUGCCGGGUUUGUUACAAGAAUGUGGACAUCAAGUAUGGUCAAUAUUCUUGCAACCAUGAGGACUGCUCUUAUGUAGUCCAUUCAAAAUGUGCAACCCAUGAAAGAAUCUGGGAUGGGAGAGAACUCGAAUGGGAACCGGAAGAAUCCUAUCAAACUGAAGAUAUGGCACCAUUCGUAAAGGUGGGCGAGGAUUUGAUUGAGCAUUUUUGUCAUGCUCACCAUGUUCUAAGGCUCGAGAAAUCUGUUGGAGACUCAGAAAAGCAAUGCGAUGCGUGUAUCCGUCCUGUCGGUUCUCAUGAUCAUUUCUACAGCUGUAUCGAAUGUGAGUUCUUACUCCACGAGGUAUGUGCUAAUCUUCCGCGGAAACUUGAUCAUGCGUUGCAUAAGCACCCUCUUUUCCUAGACCCGGAGCUCUACGUGAGAGUACGCGAAGGAGUUUAUUUGUUUUGCUUGUUCUCGAUAUUCGAGUGGUUGGAAGUACAAAUGCAAAGAAAUAGGAUGCACGAGUGGCUGUCAGCUAGAUAUUAA
This is a messenger RNA of Microthlaspi erraticum, 1026 nucleotides long. The record is from the annotation of a GenBank genome assembly. Lineage: Eukaryota; Viridiplantae; Streptophyta; Magnoliopsida; Brassicales; Brassicaceae.